AUCCACAUCCACAUCCUUACCAGCAUCUAGGAAGAUCUAUCAGAAACAGUCUCAAGCAUGAAUCCCAUCACGCGAAGAGAGUCGGUUUGCAGGAGUCUGUUUGGCCCGGUAGACCACGACCAACUGCGCCGGGACCUGAAGCAGAAGCUGAGGGAGAUGACUGAGCAGGACAGCCGCCGCUGGAACUUCAACUUCCACACUGACACGCCGCUGCCCGGCAGGUUUACGUGGGAGGAAAUCCCCGCAGACUGCGCGGCUGCUUUGUACCAGGAGCCCGCACAGCCGCGGGACUCUAUCCCCGCCUUGACUGAGGAUGACGGUGGUGAUAAUGGCAGGCUGAGCGAGUGUGAGGAAGGCGCGGGGACAGAUCAGGAGAACUGUCCCCGCAUCUCCAACAAGUGUCCCGCAGAAGUGACGCCCGUCCGCAGGAAAAGGUCGCUCUCCAAAACCAGAAGCAACGCACGAAUCACAGAUUUCUUUGCUAAGAGGAGAAGGACGACGGACAACAAAAGCAUCCCCAUGAAACCUCUUCACACAAGUUCCAGUGAAGCAGCUCUGUGCAAAACUAUAAGAUGAACAUGCUACUAAAAACAACAACAAUAUUUAUAUUUAUAUAUGCAGUAUAUUCAUGGACUUAUCUUUAAGAUUUAAUCUUCUGACUAUGUAUUUUCCUUAUUAUUUGUUGCUGACCUGAAAUUCUACAAUUUGGUGUUAUUUAUUUUAAUUAUGGACACUUUUUUAUUUAAUGUUUAUUUUUCUCAGAUGGAUAUGUUUAACUUAUCAAGGUGUUUGUCUUUGUCAUUUUCAUCAGUAUUUUUGUUUAGUCAGCAAGAACAGUGACACUGUUUUUUUUUCAUCUCUUUGAUGGUGAAUUUGUUAUGUACUGAGCUGCGUCUGUGUACAAUAUAAAAAAACCACUAUUUUGUCCAGUAAUACAGAACAGAACACUUGUAAAUACCAUCAAAUAUUAUAAUAAAUAAACUGUUUAACAGUA
Molecule: messenger RNA, 994 nt
Organism: Solea solea (common sole)
Lineage: Eukaryota; Metazoa; Chordata; Actinopteri; Pleuronectiformes; Soleidae
Gene: cdkn1ca
Product: cyclin dependent kinase inhibitor 1Ca
Exons: 2
Coding region: 58-576 (172 amino acids)
Biological process (GO): regulation of cell cycle
Cellular component (GO): nucleus
Molecular function (GO): cyclin-dependent protein serine/threonine kinase inhibitor activity
Source: RefSeq, a predicted model, not a curated record